This is a messenger RNA of Oncorhynchus kisutch (coho salmon), 1919 nucleotides long. RefSeq names its product zinc finger protein 239-like. The coding region runs from base 484 to 1605 and encodes 373 amino acids. Gene Ontology annotation, cellular component: nucleus. Gene Ontology annotation, biological process: regulation of transcription by RNA polymerase II. Gene Ontology annotation, molecular function: DNA-binding transcription factor activity, RNA polymerase II-specific. The transcript is spliced from 2 exons. The record is from RefSeq and is a predicted model, not a curated record. Lineage: Eukaryota; Metazoa; Chordata; Actinopteri; Salmoniformes; Salmonidae.
UAAUGGACCUAUGUAAUUAGUGCUGCACUCUCAUGGAAGCCAAUUGAGAUUAUAUUGUCAACAUUGGCUUAGCUAGGUUUUUUUAACAAUGACUAUUCUCGUUUAUAAUGUACAUACUCAUAUUCAGGUCUAAGUCUAGAAAUAUUGUCUGUACAUUUUUAUGACAUUGUUUUCGUUUGUUUCUAAACUCCGUUACCCACUAGUCAGCAGCAGGCGAUGUGAGUCUUUCAGGUGGCGCUUCUUGGGUGACGUAUAAUCUAGUGGACGGGACACAUCAACAACAACAACAAAGCUACCGAUUCAACCCCUUCGGCAGCUUGCUAGCCAACAUAAAACCGAAACAUUGAAGUUCUUUUUAAACACAAUCCUGUUAACGUAUAUACCAGUUAACUUAAAAGUAAUUUGCUUGUUCAAUUUGUUGAAAUUGUUACUCAGCCUAGCACUAAGCUAGUCGCUAAUGCAAACUAGCUAACAUCCCCGACCAUGAGCUCAUUAAACUACUCCUCCCCUGCUAAAGAAGAUGAUGUCUGCUGGGCGGAGAGAGAAGCUCUGGGACUGAACAUUGUCGUGAAAGAGGAGGAUAUUACAGUAAAAGGAGAGGAAGAAGCUUCCAGAACGAUAAAGGAGGAAGAUCAUGUUACAUUUGGAGUGGAAGAGGGGAUAGAGGCUGUCACAGUGGAAGAGGAGUGGGUAGAAGAUUUCAGAAUUAAAAAGGAAGAGGAGGAGGUUGUUAUAGUGAAAGAAGAGGAAGAACCUUCUAGCGUGGAAGAGGAGGCUAUCUCAAUAAAAGAGGAGGAGAAAGACGUUUUGGGAGUGAAAGAGGAGGAGGAGACUGAAAAAAAUCUGAUUAACACCAGAGAGAGAUCACACUCUCACUCUGACAGCAGGAAGAGUACUUCAGGGGAACAAGACCUAGAGAUGCCCAAACCAGUGAGACCACACCAGUGUUCCCACUGUGUAAAGAGUUUUAAGUGGUUAUGUUACCUAAAAGAACAUGAAAGAAUACACACAGGAGAAAAGCCUUUCCAAUGUUCCCAGUGUGAUAAAAGUUUUACCCAAUUAGGGAGCCUGAAAAUACACGAGAGAUCACACACAAGAGAGAAACCUUACCACUGUUCCCACUGUGAAAAUACUUUUUUCUCAUCAGGGGACCUGCUAAAGCAUAAAAGAACACACACUGCAGAGAGGCCCUACCGAUGUUCCCAGUGUGGAAAGAGUUUUAUCCAGUUAGGGAACCUGAAAAGGCAUUUGAGAACACACACAGGGGAGAAGCCCUACCACUGCUCAUACUGUGAAAAGAUAUUUACCCAGCUAGUGAACCUAAAAAGGCAUGAGAGGACACACAAAGGUGAAAAACCUUUCCAAUGUUCCCAGUGUGAAAAGAGUUUUACAGAGUUUGGGAGCAUGAAAAGACACGAGAGAAUACAUACAGGGGAGAAGCCUUACCACUGCUCCCAGUGUGAAAUGAGAUUUUCCUCAUCAUGGUGCCUAAAAUCACACAAGAGGACACACUCAGGAGAGAAGCUUUUCCAAUGCUCUCAGUGUGUAAAGAGUUAUACCCGGUUAGGGGACCUGAAAAGACAUGAAAGGACACACACAGGAUGAGCCUCAUCACCGCUCCCAGUGUUGCAAGGGUUUUAUCUGGUUAGGGAGUCUGAAGAAUACACUCUGAAGAGAAGCUUUACCACUGCUCCCACUGUGGAUUUAAACUUACAUGGUUAAAGCAACUGAAAGAGCAUGUAAUUCCACACCUGAGAGAAACCUUAUCAAUGCUCCCAGUGUGGAAAGAGAUAUGAAGUCAAAUUAUAAAAAUCAGACUCAAAAAUAAAUGUGUUUUUUAUUUCAACACAUGACCUGAAUAUGGAGUAUGUCAGAAAGAAUGUAGAUGCUCUGUGAUUAAAUUGCCCAUUUCAAACUCA